Messenger RNA from Aspergillus tanneri, 261 nucleotides. RefSeq lists its product as uncharacterized. Lineage: Eukaryota; Fungi; Ascomycota; Eurotiomycetes; Eurotiales; Aspergillaceae. The record is from RefSeq and is a predicted model, not a curated record. The transcript is spliced from 2 exons. Gene Ontology annotation, molecular function: mannan endo-1,6-alpha-mannosidase activity. Gene Ontology annotation, biological process: carbohydrate catabolic process; fungal-type cell wall biogenesis. Bases 1 to 261 code for a protein of 86 amino acids.
AUGCGAAUCAGCUGGCUGGUCAAGGUCCUUCCGGUCGUUCUGACCGGCACCGUCGUGUCGGUCUUCAAUCUGGAUAUUCACGAUGCUCAUAAGUCUCAGUCGAUGGGAUACCUCCAACUGUCGGCUAGACUGGCCCACUGCACGGGUAAUCAGACGUACUCCAAUAGAGCGCAGAAGAUCUGGGACUGGAGUCGCGAGUCUCCGUUGCUGAAUGAGAAAGAUUGGAGUAUUGCUGAUAGUACCUCUGUGGACGAUAGGUGA